Molecule: messenger RNA, 859 nt
Organism: Colletotrichum navitas
Lineage: Eukaryota; Fungi; Ascomycota; Sordariomycetes; Glomerellales; Glomerellaceae
Exons: 1
Coding region: 174-812 (212 amino acids)
Source: RefSeq, a predicted model, not a curated record
UCGGAGGUGAGGCAGGUUCGUAAGUCCCACCCUGUCUAAGACCAGUCCAGUAUAGGAAUUCCUGAGCAAGCUAGACUCUGCCUAGCAUUUGGAUGUGGCAACCUAUUUGAUACGGUUGCAGUACAUACCUAGUAGAUUGGAGUUUCAGAGGAGUCGAAGAAUGUAGGUUACCCAUGCAUGGCUUGAACCACUCGUCAGCAGUCUGUCGAGGGGUGAGAUUGGACGAGGACAGGCGAACGAUUCGCAUCGUUAGUUGGUCGUCGAAACAAACUCACUACCCCUCCCCUGUGGCGAGUGUGAAUUCUGCUCGGCCUGAGACUGCUGAACCACAGAGGUCACUUCGCAUUCGCGGGCAUGACGAACCCCGCGCGCGCCGUGGCCGACGUGGAAGUCAGUCCCCACACGACCCCCCUACGUCAUGGAAUCUUCGCGAAAUUUCGCUGCAGCUCAUGCCACCCUACUUCGUCCCGCAAAACAGCACUCGUCGAACAAACAAGAGGGUUGUAUCAGAAUUGGCGCCAUUGAUGAGAGACGGGCAAUAUCACAUGUCGUCAAUCAUCCUGGGCCGGUUGCACGGCCGCCAGGCCACCCAAGUGGGGCCCUGCAGCACUCACUUGGGAAUAGUCCGAAUGCCCUCAAACCGUCGACCGCGGGAACCAACGCGGCCACUGUGCGUGGCAGCGGCAAGAGGGGAGGGGAUUCGUAGGCGCAACAUGGGGCCUGUCAAAUUUUGCUGCCGUAAGUCACUCCAAAGGGUGAAACGAUCGUCUGCCACCGCAGCCGCGUCUGGCCGAUCUGACAGGGGCGCUUAGUUCUUGUCGUGCACGGCAAAAAGGGAAAAAAAAAAAAAAAAAAAAAA